AUGCAAAAAAAAAGCUGCUACAAGAUAAAAACUGAAAGACAAAAAAAUCCCUUUUUCACCAUUUGUGCCAAAAUUAUCUAUUUUCCAUGGUCUGGCAACUCAGUUUCUUCUUCGAAUUUUGAUGAGUUCCUGCGGCAAUUCAGUUUAAAUUUGUUCGGUUUCGGGCUUCUGAGAAUCACACACAUGUGACAUUGUUUUGUAAUUUCCCCAGUAUUGAUUCAUUGAAUAUUAUAAUUCAAAAUAAAACAUCAUUAGGUGUUGUGAUAUCGAUGCCUCCUGUAAGAAGUGAUUUACGGAGCUAUUUUGUAAAAUAGAGUUUAGGUGGGAUAUGCAAGUUAUGCAAUUGUGAGGUUAAGACUUCAGGAAACGCGACCAACUUAAAGACAAACAUCUAACCCGAAGACGUCAGAAAUAUUACAUUUCUGCAUUAAAGAGAAACCGAACGUAUAUCAUCUUUGUGAUCAAUGGAAAAUACCUUUGUCUAAAGUUACAGAUAUUGUCACUGAUAAGGGUGCAAAUAUUGUUAAGGCUGUGUGUGAUGUUUUUGGUAAAAAUAAACAUUUGCCAUGUUUCGCACAUACACCUGAUUUAGUCGCGUCAAAAAUUACUGACCAUGUUGAACCUAUAAAAGUUAUUAUAGAAAAAAUCAAAAAAAUUGUUACAUAUUUCAAACAAAGUGUUGCAGCAUCAGAUCAAUUAAGAAAA
This is a messenger RNA of Acanthoscelides obtectus, 705 nucleotides long. NCBI's taxonomy places the organism in Eukaryota, Metazoa, Arthropoda, Insecta, Coleoptera, Chrysomelidae. The record is from the annotation of a GenBank genome assembly.